AUGCCGAUAUUAGGCAUUCCCUUAUUUUUUGAGGGCGAAUCCCUAAGAUUGUCAUCGCCUGUCGGCGUGUCGAUCUUAGGGAUAGGAAUACGUUCGAGGCUGGCAACUUCCUGCGAGGGUUCCUGGCGGCCGCGUCUGUACUGCACUGCGUCUCCUCGAGAGGUGGCCGCGGCGAACGCGGCCAUCGACGCCCACGCGGCGGACAUCCGGGAGAGGCGCGACCCAGAGCUGCGCAACGCCCGCGCGGGCUCCGCGCUGGCCGGGGACGGCGAGAGCGGGCGGCGCGACCUCGGAGGCAUGCUGGGCUGGCCGCCGCCCCACAGCGACCCCUUCCGCUCCUGGCUGGCCCACCCCCGCCUGGUGCCGUACCUGAACGAGCUCUGCGGCGAGGGGUACCGGAUGGACCACCUGCCGAUGGUCAUCCUGCAGAGCAAGGGCAGCGAGGGGUUCAAGCUGCACGGCGGCCCGGUGACGUCAGCGGGCAGGUUCAACCCCACGCUGCAGUACCGCUGUGUGGGUGGGCAGUUCUUCAACUCGCUGUUGGCGAUGUCCGUGCAGCUGUCGCCACACGCCGCGGGAGACGGCGGCUUCAUCGUCGUGCGAGGCUCGCACAAGAUGAACUUCGGCGUGCCAGAAGCCUUCAUGAACGGGGACGACUUCCAGGAGCACCUCUAUCAGCCUGUCACGCGCCCAGGGGACGUCGUCUUCUUCUCCGAGGCCACCGUGCACGGCGCGCAGCCGUGGAGGGCAGAGCACGAGCGCCGCGUGGCCCUCUACCGCUUCGCCCCGGCCACGUCCUGCUACGGGCGGACCUACUCCCCGCAGUGGCCGAAGGAGAUGCUCGAAGGACUGACGCCGUCGCAGCGUGCGGUGCUCGAGCCGCCGUAUGCGGAGCGCCUGGACCGUCCGGUGCUGGUCCCCGGGGCCGAGGAUCCCGUCGUCAGGAGCAGGAACGCCAAGAAGCGCGCGUUCGACAAGGAAGUUUUCGGGACGGACUACUUCUGA
Messenger RNA from Prorocentrum cordatum, 1005 nucleotides. The record is from the annotation of a GenBank genome assembly. NCBI's taxonomy places the organism in Eukaryota, Dinophyceae, Prorocentrales, Prorocentraceae.